UCAGAAUCAGUCAGAAUAAUAUUCAAAAUACCGUUCAGCUGAUUAGGCUGUGUCAUUUGAUGCGCGCUAGAAACUUAUCAAUUAAUUUAUGUGUAUAGAAAUCAGUGCGUGAUUGCAGCAGCGUGUAAAGGUUAACCACAAUGACUAUAUUCUCGAAAGUACGUGGAUUUCUGAGCAGAAAUCGAAACAAAUUCCUGGUCGGCGGUGCGGUAAUCGGUGGUACGGUGCUACUCACCAAGUAUGCUCAGCAGAAAUUGAAGGACUGGCAGGAGAAGGAGACCAGGGAAUUCCUGGAGAGGACAAGGAAGCAGCAGCACUUCGAGAGCACAGAGAUCACAUGCAAUCAAACGAUAUUGAGUCUGAUCAUGACAAUGAAUGAAGCACUGUCAGAGUGUGUAAACACUGAGGAAAUAAUCGCUUCACUCAGAGAUAACCCGGACAACAAACUGGAACUUUGGGAGAAAUUAAAAGUGCUUGUUUUAACAAAAGCCAGUUGCUUGAUUUAUUUAUCUGUGAUGUUAGUGAUUACAUUGAGGAUUCAGUUGAACGUAUUGGGUGGUUAUUUAUUCAUUGACCCAAUGUCCAUUCCAUCUGAGGUGCAACAGAAAUAUCUGCAUCUCUGCCACAAUCUACUCGAUACUGGUUUGAACAAUAUCUCCAGCCUCAUUAAAACAGAGUACAUCAAAAUACUUGGUCCUAUGGAACUGAAGAAGCAGCUUAAACUGAAAGACUUUGAAAACAUCUUCUGGGCAAUACAGACUGCUAUUGCUACACAUGCGAAGAAUCCAAUUAAUCAUCUUAAUUAUUUAGUUGUGGAAGAUGGAUUAUACGAUCCUCAUGAGAGUGUUUUAAAUGAUAUGAUGAAAGCCACAGCAGAUUUACUGGAAAGUGAUGAAGUCAAAGCGUUGGCUGCACAUUGCAUAAAUCGCGGAUUCGUGCAGCUCUGCGACCAAUUGGCAGAUUACUAUGGGAAGAAUGAUAGGAUAAAGGAGGUUCCUGCAGAUACCCCAUUGAAUGGGUUUGUGCAUCCUGGAGAUGUGCAAAUGCCAUUGGCCAAAUUGAUACCCAUAAUUAAUGGUUUGACAUCGAAAGGUUCAAUGCCUGAUAAGUUAAUUCAGCAAUUAAUUUCAAAUGAUAAAUUGAAAACUUUUGGAGAGAAUAUUUAUGAAUGUUUCAGUCAUAGCAAGUGAGUUAGCUAGCAUUUAUUUUUAAUUUAUGGGGUGAGAUACUAAUCUAGUUUGAUUAAGAUUCAUCAAUUCUGUUGCUCACCCUAAAAUAUAUUUAAUAUAUAUAUAGCAAUGUGUAUUAUAUAAAGGAAAAUCUUUUAUAUUUUUUUAAAAACAGGAAUGGUAUUUUUCUCUUGUUAAUUUUAGAUGAGAUAAGU
This is a messenger RNA of Nicrophorus vespilloides, 1384 nucleotides long. Its product is annotated as peroxisomal biogenesis factor 3. The record is from RefSeq and is a predicted model, not a curated record. Lineage: Eukaryota; Metazoa; Arthropoda; Insecta; Coleoptera; Silphidae. Gene Ontology annotation, cellular component: peroxisomal membrane. The coding region runs from base 141 to 1190 and encodes 349 amino acids. The transcript is spliced from 3 exons. Gene Ontology annotation, molecular function: protein-macromolecule adaptor activity. Gene Ontology annotation, biological process: protein import into peroxisome membrane.